UUUACUUUUAUUUAUUAUCUGUGGUUUGCCGCCGUGCGCGUACCUUACAAUAAUUUGGUAAAUUGUAUUUUUAUAGGAAAUUCAGUUGUUGUUUCCAUCGCAAUGGCAGAUUCUACUGUAACAGAAGUGUCUAAAAUGAAAGUGGUCGAUUUGCGAAAGGAAUUAAAGUCCCGCGGACUGUCAUAUACGGGAGAUAAAGCAGAGUUAGUAGCACGACUUCAAGCUGCAAUGUCUCAAGAUGAGCACGGCGACAUCAAUUUAGAUUCCGAUGAAAUUGACUCCGAUGGUGUUUUGGAAGAUGAAGAUGAUAAAAGCCAAGGUGACAUACUCGACGACAAUGCUGUGGAUACUCUGAAUGAAGAGUUAGCACUUUCUGAACAGCCAUCUCCCGUAAAGACCACGCCAGAAGCUAAACCGCCCCGAACCCUCAAAAGGAGAAUAACCUCAACAGAAGUAUCUAAAGAUAAACCUGAAGAUAAUAAAUCAACAGAAAGUAAGGAGUCUGCUGCUAAAAAAAUUGUGUUAAACAGAGCUAUAUCUAUAACAUCUACUCCUGCAACAACCGUUGAAGACAAAGAUGUAGCAGCGGCCGAGAUAAAUCCCUCAAGUAAUAAGAUUAAAAUUACAGCAGAUAUAGAUACUAAAACACGGUUGGAAAUGAGGGCAAAACGAUUUGGAUUACCAGUAAAAAUGAGUGAAGAUGAGAGGAAAGAAGCCCGUAAACAAAGAUUUGGCCAAACUGUAUCAGCUAAAAGUUCAGCCAUCUCAAACUCUGGUACUUCAGUGAAUUUAGAGAAAUUCAAGAAAAGGGCUGAAAGGUUUGGACAGUCAGUCUCUAAAAUAAUGACUGAUAUAGAGAACCAAGAAAAAUUGGCCAAACGGAAAGCUAAAUUUGGAGCAUCAGCAUAAAAAUUAAAGUGAAAUAGCUAUUGUAAUUACUAACGUAAAAGAAACAGAUGGUUUAUUGUGAACUUGCUGCAGAUAUUGACUUUUGGUGACCAAAACGUUAAAGAAAUCAAUAGGUAUCUAGUAUGAUAAUUUUGUCUUUUUCAACUAAAAGUUGUUAGUAAGUGACAUCAUCACUAUAUGAGUGAUGAGUCCAUGUUCUAUUACUUAUAAAUCUACUGACAUACAUUAGUCAAUUAAGAUUGUAUUUAAGGUUAACAUUUAGCUGUAAUUGUUUACUUUAAGGGUGAAUAAAAAUUGACUAAAAUUA
Molecule: messenger RNA, 1216 nt
Organism: Spodoptera frugiperda (fall armyworm)
Lineage: Eukaryota; Metazoa; Arthropoda; Insecta; Lepidoptera; Noctuidae
Product: SAP domain-containing ribonucleoprotein
Exons: 1
Coding region: 103-909 (268 amino acids)
Biological process (GO): poly(A)+ mRNA export from nucleus
Cellular component (GO): nucleus
Source: RefSeq, a predicted model, not a curated record